AUGAGCUUGCUGGAGGAAGCGGCUUCAGCAGUUGUUCGCAACAAGCUGCACCGGCUGCAGGCAGCCCUCAGCCAGGAGCCCAGCCUGCUCACUGAUAGGGACAGCGACGGCUACACGCUGCUGCACAGGGCAGCCUUCAUGGGCAGCACAGAGUGCCUGCGCAUUUUGCUGGCGGCUGGUGCCUGCACCAAGGCGACCAGCACUGAUGGGGGCAUGACAGCUCUUUGCCUGGCGGCGGGUUUGGGGCAUGAGGCCUGCGUGCGGGAGCUGCUGGCGGCGGGGGCAAACGUUGAAGCGGCUGCCGCGGCUGGGAGGCGGCCGCUGCACGUUGCCGCCCUGGGAGGCCACCUGGGCUGCUUGCAGCAGCUGCUGGACGCUGGAGCCGAUUGCAACGUUGUGGAUGAUGGCAUUGCUGGCAGCGGGGGCAACCGUUGA
Molecule: messenger RNA, 435 nt
Organism: Chlorella variabilis
Lineage: Eukaryota; Viridiplantae; Chlorophyta; Trebouxiophyceae; Chlorellales; Chlorellaceae
Exons: 2
Coding region: 1-435 (144 amino acids)
Molecular function (GO): protein binding
Source: RefSeq, a predicted model, not a curated record